AUGAAAGACUACUUCAACGAGAGUUGCACAUAUCCACCGGAGUACUUUCACAGGCGAUUCAGGAUGCGACGAGAACUUUUUCUUCGUAUCCUUAAUGAUGUCAAAGCUUAUGAUAACUACUUUGUCCAAAAAAAGGAUGCAACUGGUCGUCUGGGGUUGUCUUCUAUACAGAAGAUGACAACUGCUGUUCGUAUACUCGCAUAUGGUUGUGUAGCCGAUCACUAUGAUGAGUAUAUUAAAAUCGGCGAGAGCACUGCCAUUAAAUGCUUGAAGGUGUUUUGUAAUGCUAUUGUUGCUGUGUAUGUAGAAGAGUAUAUGCGCCCACCCAACGAAGCCGACAUAGCACGGUUGCUUGAAGAAGAGGAGCAUAGAGGUUUUCUGGUCAAUGGCCAAUUACCUCCGGUUAAUUAUGUAAUGAAUGGACAUCACUUUAGAAUGGGGUAUUACCUGUCUGAUGGUAUAUACCCUAAGUGGGAAACUUUGAUACAGACCAUCCCGCACCCAACCACUACAAAAGAAAAUUUAUUUGCUCAGCGACAAGAGGCAGUAAGAAAAGAUGUGGAACGGGCUUUUGGGGUAUUGCAGAUCAAGUGGGCAAUAACGCAAGGACCAGUAUGUUACUGGGAGAAAGAUGACUUGCGUCUCAUAAUGAAAAUGUGCAUCAUCCUUCACAAUAUGAUCGUUGAAGAUGAGCGUCAUGCAAAUGUUGGAAGAUGGACUCCGCCACCGGAGGAUGCAUUCCCGAUUCCCACUUUAAGUCGAUGCCCAUCAAUUUUAGCAGCACGCAUAUCCUCUCGCCAACCUCAGAUUCGCAACAGAGAGACAAAUACGCGGUUAAGGAAUGAUUUGAUGGAAAAUUUGUGGAACCGCUAUGCUGAUGAAGAUGUUUAA
Cornus florida is the source of this 891-nucleotide messenger RNA. RefSeq lists its product as uncharacterized. The transcript is spliced from 2 exons. The coding region runs from base 1 to 891 and encodes 296 amino acids. NCBI's taxonomy places the organism in Eukaryota, Viridiplantae, Streptophyta, Magnoliopsida, Cornales, Cornaceae. The record is from RefSeq and is a predicted model, not a curated record.